AUGGCAAAGAAAGGCAUCUUGAUAUUGGUUUUAAGCAUAUUUUUAGUUGGGAGCAUAUUAGGUAGGAAAUUAGCAGAGAGCGAUGCACUGACAAAUGGUGGACAUAGUCCUUUGAAACCACUCUUUACUCAAAAGAAUGGUGAUCUUCCUGGUAUACCUUUACUAGGAGGAGUACCUGGCAGUAUUCCGGGUAUACCUUCAAUAGGAGGACUACCUAGCAACAUUCCAGGCAUACCUUCAAUAGGAGGACUACCUGGGACCAUUUCGGGGAUACCUUUAAUAGGAGGACUACCUGGCAUCAUUCCUGGUAUACCUUCAAUAGGAGGACUACCUGGCACCAUUCCGGGUGUACCUUCAAUAGGAGGAGUACCUGGCACCAUUCCGGGUGUACCUUCAACAGGGGGAGGACCUGGCAACAUUCCUGGUGUACCUUCAAUAGGGGGAGGACCUGGCAAUAUUCCAGGUGUACCUUCAAUAGGAGGAGUACCAGGUCAAGGACCCGGUGAUGUCCCCGUUGUACCUUCUGUAGGUGGAAACACUGGACCUGCAUACGGAGGCAUUCCUUAUAUACCUUCAACUGGGAUACCUGGACUUGGAUAUGGUGGUCUUCCAGGUAUACCUUGGUUAGGAGGAGGACCUGGCAAUAUUCCAGGUAUACCUUGGUUAGGAGGUGUACCUGGAGGAUAUGGAAUUGGUCCUGGAAUAGUACCUUUCGUAGGAGGUGGAGGCGGUGGAGGAGGUGGAGGAGGAAUAGGAGGAGGACUAGGAGGAGGAGUUGGGGGAGGAGUAGGAGGAGGUAUUGGAGGUGGUGUUUGA
This is a messenger RNA of Solanum lycopersicum (tomato), 816 nucleotides long. RefSeq lists its product as uncharacterized. The record is from RefSeq and is a predicted model, not a curated record. NCBI's taxonomy places the organism in Eukaryota, Viridiplantae, Streptophyta, Magnoliopsida, Solanales, Solanaceae.